AUGAAUACAAAAUCUGCCAUGCAGACUCCGACUCCGGUGUUCUUCCCCGGCGAUCUCAUCAUCGAGAUCAUUCUUUUUCUUCCUGUAAAAUCUCUUCUUCGAUUCAAGUGUGUAAGUAAUUCUUUGAACACUCUCAUUACCGAUCCUACUUUUGCUAACUUACACCUCAAGAAAUCAAAAACAUCAUCAAAUCCGCAAUUCACAUUAAUCACUAAUCACGUCAAGCCUAGUGUGGAUAGUGAUUGGAGUAUCAUUCCGUACCCUAUAAGCCAUUUAGUCGAUAAUCCGUCGGCUACAUUUGUUGCUGAUUCUCAUUAUCUUUUAAAUUUAAAGGAUAAAGAAUGGUCUAUGGCGGGUUCAUGCAAUGGAUUGAUCUGUCUCGUUGAUUAUAGUUCCACUAACGGAGGUUUUAAAUAUCAAAAAUAUCAAGACUACAGGUUGCGAUUAUGGAACCCGGCCACUAGAAAAAUAUCUCAAAAAAUUGGUUAUUUUUGUGGUGUACGCGGUUUUGUCUUCAAUUUUGGUUGGGAUGAUUCCACGUGCUCGUUUAAAGUGGUUGCAUCACGCUUUAGUCGUCUUAGUGGUACAAGAGAGGUGAAAGUUUUCACUAUUGGUGAUAAUGUUUGGAGAGACAUUGAACCUUUCCCUUUCCCUGCUGUACCUAUUGGUUUGGAUUGGCGUGGACAACGAAUAGAUAAGGGAUACGAAUAUGGUUGUGUGUUUUUAAACAACACUUUUAACUGGUUGGCUACUCGCUUACCCGGAGGCCUCAAUUGGAGGUUAUUUUUAACUGUUGAGGACCUUGUUAUUGUUUCACUGGAUCUGGGGACGGAGACAUACAAUCAGUAUCGGCUGCCUCAGGGUUUUGAAAAGCUGCCACGCGAAGAGCCAACUAUUGGAGUGUUGGAGGAAUGUCUUUGUUUGUGUUAUUCUUAUAAGGAAACCGAUAUUGUUAUAUGGCAGAUGAAGGAAUUUGGGAUUGAAGAGUCUUGGAUUCAAUUUCUUAAAAUUAGCUAUCACAUUUUUCAAUUAGACUAUGAUAUUUCGUUCUUACCAUUGUUUCUUUCUGGUGAUACAUUGGUAUUGUGUAGUUCUAAAAAUGAGGAAGCAAUUCUUUAUAAUUGGAGAGAUAAUAGUAUAAAGCGAAUAGAAGUUAAAGUACACAAAACUAUUAUUGAUGAUAAAACUCACAAUUCGUUAUACUUGAGUCUGGCUCAAGGUUAUGUUGAAAGCUUAAUUUCAGUUUGUUGA
This is a messenger RNA of Vicia villosa (hairy vetch), 1251 nucleotides long. RefSeq names its product F-box/kelch-repeat protein At3g23880-like. The record is from RefSeq and is a predicted model, not a curated record. NCBI's taxonomy places the organism in Eukaryota, Viridiplantae, Streptophyta, Magnoliopsida, Fabales, Fabaceae. Gene Ontology annotation, molecular function: protein binding. The coding region runs from base 1 to 1251 and encodes 416 amino acids. The transcript has a single exon.